Culicoides brevitarsis is the source of this 1674-nucleotide messenger RNA. Its product is annotated as cytochrome P450 4C1-like. NCBI's taxonomy places the organism in Eukaryota, Metazoa, Arthropoda, Insecta, Diptera, Ceratopogonidae. The coding region runs from base 66 to 1583 and encodes 505 amino acids. Gene Ontology annotation, molecular function: oxidoreductase activity, acting on paired donors, with incorporation or reduction of molecular oxygen; heme binding; iron ion binding. The transcript has 4 exons. The record is from RefSeq and is a predicted model, not a curated record.
CUUUUUAGCGUGCAAUUUUUUGUAUCAAGAUAUAAUUAUCUGAUUUAAUAGCUUUUCAACCAACUAUGGAUAUCUCAUUAGUAAUCUACGUUCUUACUGCAAUUUUAAUAAUUUACGCUAUCGACAAGUUUCUGAAAUGGCGCCGUUUUGUCAACACCGUCAAUCGUCUUCCCGGACCAAAAGCUUAUCCCAUUAUCGGGACUUUGUGGGAUACAAUGCGAGCGAAUCGUGAUGAAAUUUUCGACAUCAUGAAAAAGCGAAGUGCAACCUAUGGACCUAUUUAUCGUCUUUGGUUCAUGGGUUUCGCUCAAAUCAACUUGGAACGCCCAGAAUACGUGGAAAAAGUUCUCAAAUCUACUUCGAACAUCAAAAAGGGUCCCUUUUACGAUCUGGAGUUUAGAAAGUGGCUUGGAGAUGGGCUCGUAACAGGAACUGGCGAAAAAUGGCAUACACAUCGUAAAUUUUUGACUCCAACCUUUCAUUUUAGCAUCUUGGAGGGAUUUUGUGAUGUUUUUGCUGAAAAAUGUCAAAUUCUGGUUGAAAAGUUGAGAGAUGUGGCUGAUACGGGAAAACCCGUAGAUAUUUUUGACUAUUUGAAUUUUUGUGCUCUGGAUAUCAUCUGCGAAACGGCAAUGGGCAUACAGAUGAAUACGCAAGAGACCGGCAAAUGUGAUUACACUGAAGCGGUUAAAGAGAUUUGCACUAUUAACACGAAACGAUUGUUGACACCUCUUUUGACCAACGAAUGGAUUUUCUCCUUAACGAAUUUAGGAACCAGAAGUCGAAAAGCAUUAAAAACUCUUCAUGACUUUACCGAUAAAAUUAUUCAGGAGCGCAAGGCACUUCGAAAGCGACUUUCUAUUCCAAAAAUUGACGUCAAUGAUGAUGAUUUUGGAAUGAAACGCAAACGUAAAGCAUUUUUAGAUCUCGUUCUCGAUGAAACGGAUAAGGGACAAUUUUUCACGGACAAAGAUAUCCGGGAAGAAGUUGACACUUUUAUGUUCGGUGGGCAUGACACAACGACAGUUUCUGCUGCUUUCGCGCUCUAUUUGAUCGGAUUACAUCCAGAAGUGCAAGAAAAACUUUACCAAGAACAACUUGAUAUUUUUGGAGACUCCAAAGAGCUUCCGACUUACAAGAAUUUGUCAGAAAUGAAGUACAUGGAUAUGGUUAUGAAGGAAUGUUUGAGAGUUUUACCGACAGUAGCGAAUGUAGGACGUACAGUAACCGAAGAAUUUGAAGUCGCUGGCUAUAAAAUUCCUGUUGGAGCGGGCGUUUCUAUUGGGAUCUAUGGAUGUAGUCGUGAUGAAAGAUAUUUUCCAGAUCCAGAAAAAUUCGAUCCUGAUCGCUUUUUGCCCGAAAACAAGAAAAACUUGCAUCCAUACGCUUUCAUUCCCUUCAGUGCUGGAUUACGAAACUGCAUUGGACAAAAAUUUGCACAACUCGAAGAGAAAGUUAUGCUUUCCACGAUGAUCAGAAAUUAUAAGAUCAAGUCGCCGGUACCUCUUAAGGAUAUGAAAGUCAUUCAGGAGAUCGUGGCGCGUCCCAUUUAUGGAGUUCAAUUGAUUUUAGAGACACGUUGAUUCAUUUUUAGCUAAAAAAAAAGAAAAUUUUGGUAUUUAAAGUUGGUUUAAGGGUCAAAAAAGUAUUUUAGGGACUUACGUGGGUUGAAUU